AUGACGAGCGCAUCGGUGCUGGACAGUGCUGGAUACCAAUUCACCCAAGCACCACUAUUUACAUUUUGUAAUAUCAUCACUGGCAUUUUCGUUUUUAUCCUACUCCAUAUUACGGGGAAGGUAGUGUACAAUCUCUAUCUGAGUCCUCUUGCUGGCUAUCCUGGGCCAAAACUAUGGGCUAUCUCUCGCCUGCCAUGGAACUACACCAAUAUGAAAGGUCGAAUCAGCUGGAAAAUACGUGAACUUCAUGAUCAGUACGGCCCAGUUGUGCGCAUUGCUCCUGAUGAACUCUCAUAUACGACAUCGGGAGCGUGGAAAAAGAUAUACGGACAACGAAACCCAGAGUUUGUCAAAGCUCUAGAUGGCAGAGGCAUCGCUCCAGCAAGCAUUGGUGGUCAGCGUAGCUUGAUGACUGAGCACCAGGAUAGACACUUGAGGCUUAGAAGAGCUAUAGACCCUGCUUUUAGCCAAAGGGCAUUACGCGAACAGGAACAGUAUUUCCAAGAUCACUCAGAUAAUCUUGUCCAAAAGUUACAUCAGCGAUGUAAAACAGAACCACUCGAUAUGACGACAUGGUACAAUCUUGUCGCAUUCGAUAUUGUAUCCGAUCUGGCAUUUGGCGAGCCGUCAGGUUGUGUCAACAACCCCGACCAACCAUGGAUACAAGCUAUUCUGGCUCGUGCCAAAGCUAUCGUGUGGUUUCAGCUUGCUGUGCAGUAUGGUUUCAUGGGUCUUCUCAACUGGAUGACUCCAAAAUACGUUGUCGAAUCGAGAAAGAAGCACAUUGCCAUGACUGAGGCGAAAUUAAAAGCACGGGUUGAAGCCAAGAAUGCUGGCAAGGAUUUCAUGUCUUAUAUCCUCGAGAAUGAUGAGAAGCUCAAUCACCUCGAACUGGUCAUGCUUUCAUCCAACUUCAUCGUGGCUGGCAGUGGCACAUCUGCAGGCGGUAUGUCUGGCUUGACAUACUUGCUCCUGCGCAACCCAGAUAAACUUGAGAAACUCAAACAAGAGAUCCGUAGUCAGUUCAAACGGCGCAGUGAUAUGACAAUGCAGGCUGUCACUAGCUGCAAAUAUCUGCGCGCUUGCCUUAACGAGGGAAUGCGCCUCUAUCCGCCUACUCCAGGAUCGCUGCCGCGAUUUGUUCCUGGAAAGGGUGAGAUGAUAGAGGGCAAAUGGGUUCCAGGUGGCUAUGCUGUAGGUGUCAACCAAUUGGCGGCUGGGCACUCAGAGCACAACUUCAAAUGCGCACGCGAAUUUCACCCAGAGCGAUGGCUUGAUGAGCCAGACUCAGAGUUUCAGAAUGACGACCGUUCUGCUGUUCAACCAUUCUCUUAUGGGCAAAGGGCCUGCAUUGGACGAUCUAGGAUAUGUAUUUCUCUGCUACUAUGCAUCGUCAAUGUCACUCUCAUCAAGCCACUACGAUAUUCUAUCAAAGCCCGUCGACUCGGUUGUGGUCCGGUCCCUUUCGAGCCGACACGAUGGCCUCUCGGUAUUGACUUGGUACGCCGCAGUUUGAGAGCUGACAAAGAGCAAAGGACACCUGACUUUGUGGCUGCGCGCUUUAAAAAAAUGGGCCGUUAUACUUGGGGAUUAUCUGUGCUCGGUACAUCGAAUUUCAUUACUGCUGAGCCGCAGAAUAUGCAGGCAAUACUUGCAACACAGUUUGGAGAUUUCAUCAUGGGCACGGCCAGGAGGACAAACCUAAAGACAGCACUCGGACGAAGCAUCUUCGCCGUAGAUGGUAAGGUUUGGCAUCGGUCCCGCGAGGCUAUGCGACCUAUCUUCUCCAGAGAAAGUAUUUCCAAGCUUGAUCUACUCGAGGAACACGUCCAAACGAUGUUUCGGAUCAUUGAGUCAAUGGAACAGGAAUCUAGGAUUGACGACGAUGGCCGAGCUUGGUCGGCACCUGUGAGUCUGGCUGCCCUGUUACCGCGUCUCACCAUGGACUCAGCAACCGAGCUGUUCCUUGGCCAUAGUACACACUCUCUGAGAUCGCUUCUCUCCAUCCAACGCAAAGGACGCGAACAGAUUCAGCACGAACAAGACGACUUUGGUCAUGCCUUUGAGCGCAUGCUGAGCAUCUUGGGAACAAGAAUGCGACUGCGAAGCCUCUAUUGGUUAUAUGGAAACAAAGAAUUGAAACAAUGUAUUCAGACACUCCACAAAUUUGUCGACGACGCCAUCGAUACAGCUGAUCAGUCCCGAGAGCAAGGAUCUUCCAAGCUUCGCUACGACUUCUUAGAGUCACUGCGUGCCCGCUACUCUGACCGCGCCGAAGUACGUGAGCAAGUCCUGGGGCUCUUAGCCGCUGGCAGGGAUACAACGGCAUCCCUUACAGCUUGGGUCUUCUAUUGUAUCUUGCGAAAUCCACGGAUAUACACCAAGCUACGCGAAACCAUUCUCGAAACUUUUGGUCCUUACUCAAGUACAGUAGGGCAGAGUAUCACAUUUGAGAAACUAAAGGGAUGCUCCUAUCUUCAACACGUCUUGAACGAGGCGUUGCGCUUACAUUCGGUUGUACCUUUCAACUCGCGUUGCGCCGUACGAGAUACGACGCUUCCCACAGGCGGGGGUCCGGAUGGAAAUAUGCCCAUCUUCGUACCUAAGGGGACAGAAGUCAACUUCAGCACGCAUGUACUUCAUCGACGGAAAGAUCUAUGGGGUGUCGAUGCAGACGAGUUUGUGCCUGAGCGGUGGGAAAAGAAGAGACCUGGAAUGACUUGGCAUCCUGGAAGUCCAGUAGCUAGAGAUGCAGCGGUUAGGUGCAGAUUGAGAGUUGCUAUAGAUUAG
This is a messenger RNA of Bipolaris zeicola 26-R-13, 2790 nucleotides long. RefSeq lists its product as uncharacterized. Gene Ontology annotation, molecular function: oxidoreductase activity, acting on paired donors, with incorporation or reduction of molecular oxygen, reduced flavin or flavoprotein as one donor, and incorporation of one atom of oxygen; heme binding; iron ion binding. Bases 1 to 2790 code for a protein of 929 amino acids. The record is from RefSeq and is a predicted model, not a curated record. The transcript is spliced from 8 exons. Lineage: Eukaryota; Fungi; Ascomycota; Dothideomycetes; Pleosporales; Pleosporaceae.